CCGUAGCACCAAUAGCACACCGGAAUCCAUCUCUGUUAGUGGCCCGACAGGUCGCUUCUUCAUCCGUACACUCUCUUUUCUCCUGGUUUUUCUCCAUUUCCUUCUUUACCUCUUUUCUGGUUGGUUGCCCAGAGAUCAGAGAUGGUUGAGAGGUCAUUCUAAUCCCAAUGAGAAUCAAACCUUUGAUCGCCUUCGUAAAGAAAACCCAAUCCUUUUGUCAGCUUAUCUAUUUUUCACAAUUAUGAGACCGGAUAUUAAUGAUUACCUCCCCUCCGAAAAUUUUUCCGAUGUUGAAGCAAGGAUCAAAGCUUAUGUCAAGAACACUACAGGUAUAGAUAGUGAAAGGGCUUGGAAGUCUGUAGAAGGCUAUAUAUUUGGGAGGUCUGAAUUCAUUUUGAAAAGGAGCUCUAUUCAACUAGGAUUAAUGUUUGAUGUUGUUUACACCAAAGCUAGUUUGAUUUACACCAAGUUAGGAUGCUUCUUACGCCUCACCAGUUUCACUAGCUCUUUCUCAGUUCUGGUGCUUUUCUUUAUCAACAUCAUUAAGGAGCCAAACUUCCGUGGCUCAAGAAUUGAUAUUGCCAUAACUGGCAUCUUAUUGAGUGGAGCUAUUGCACAAGAACUUUAUGCAGCAUGGGUAAUGCUUUCUUCUGAUUGGGCAAUUCUUGUUGCAGAAUUUCAUCACAAUGUGUUAGUACGUAGAAUAUUUAAGAUCACCUCAAAGUACUUCCCUUGCUUAUUACAUCAAAGUAAAAGGUGGUCAAAACAGAUGGGUCAAUUUGAUUUGUUGGAAUAUUGUUGGCGUUACAAGAAAAGGAAGGCAAACCAAUCACAUGGCUUUCUACCGAAGAUCACCAUUGGCAGUGAAAUUGCUGAAAUGUGGCACAAAUACUGGUUUACUAAAUUUGUGAAAGUUCCACGAUUUUUCAAAGAACCAGGACCUUACUAUGACGUCGUCUCUGCAAUCUAUUCAGAUAAACCCUUAAAGGCAACAAGAGGAGAUCACGCAUUGAAGAAAUGUCAACAAUUUGAUCAACUAAAAUGGAGCAUUGAAUUGGAGUUUGAUCACAGCAUCAUAAUAUGGCACCUUGCCACAAGUGUUUGCUACUUUCAACAGGAUAAUCAUCAUGAUGAAAUCAUGGAAAUUAGUAAACAUCUAUCAGAUUACAUGAUGUAUCUACUGGCCAUGCGUCCUGCCUUGCUAUUGUCCGAGCAUAGUAAGAGUUUUUGGCUUGAUCAUGCUUAUGACAACCUCAAAGAACUUUUGUUUCGUGCAACUGAUGAUAUCAGCAAUGCUGCUUCCGCAUUACUGCCCAAUCCAGAUAAUGUUUAUGAAGAGGAGCUUGAAUCCAGUGAGGAAACUUUUGAAAACCUAAAAGGAGAUGUGUUGAAAUUAGCCACAUUUUUAAAGCAAUCAAAUAAUAAAUGGGAGAUGAUUAGGGAUGUCUGGACGGAGAUGCUUUUCUAUGCAGCUUUUUCAAGUCAUCACAUUAAUCACGUUAAGCAGCUAGCAGAUGGUAUUGAAUUCCUCUCGCUCCUUUGGCUUUUUGUAGGCCCCAGCAUUAUGCGUAAGGCCUUUUACACGCGAUUAAUAUUUGGAAGGAUCGGGAGAAGGCGCGGGCGUACGAGUGCUGAACGCGGUGGCGGCAUUUGUUGCAGCGGAAGACCUUGUCGGAGAAGCCGACGUCGCCACACAUGCAACAAACAGUCUGAAGAUCCACCAUUGUUGAAGGCUCCGAGGCGGCGGAGAGAGACGGAAGAUGAAGAAAGAAGUAACAGAAAAGAGACAGAACAACAAAAUUCUUACCUAAAAUUUAGUAACGUCGAUUUCCCACAAGACGUUGCCGCCGGUUUGAGUGCCGAACGAAUAAGCCUUCCUCCUCUGUGGUCCAGAGAAGCCGCCAUGUGGAGGAGAACCAUGGCAUCCAAGGACUUGGAGAUUGCAUCAUGUUUGAUGGGGAAUUUCUAAGUCUUGAAUCCUCGAUCUUGGCCGUAAAUGAGACUGUUGAUGAGGCCUUGAUUGGCUAUGGUUGUGGUUGAGGCGGUGGUGGCUUUGGGGUUUUUGUUUUUGAGUUUCGAAAUUUGGAGGGAGUGGGCGAGGAAGGGAGAAUAAAUUUUUUAUUUGAAU
This is a messenger RNA of Rubroshorea leprosula, 2128 nucleotides long. The record is from the annotation of a GenBank genome assembly. Lineage: Eukaryota; Viridiplantae; Streptophyta; Magnoliopsida; Malvales; Dipterocarpaceae.